CGACGGAGCCGCAGCAGGGGGGUUCAAGAGCCACGUGCGGCUCCAGAGCCACGGGCUGCCGACGGGGCCUAAGUGUUCUUUGGGCAUUUGCCUGUCAGUCUUGGGCUGCUGCCUCACUUUCAGCUUGUGUUUGUUCUCUGUCCAUGCUCUUACUUUUCAAAUAUUCCGAAGCAAAGCCUUGACAUGACCUGUUUCUUGGCAGAGCGGACUGCUGCUGGGGUGAGUCUCAGACGCAGAGUAGUCCUGGCCGGGCUCUGGAAUGCUGGCCUGCUCGGGGGAGAGCCGUGUCGUUUCCCCCCACCCGCACCAGGCAGGCAGACGGCCACACGCCUUUUCGAGAGGGAGUGCCGUGGGGCUCCCCAAGCCCCCAUGAGGGGGCUGCCUGGCGCCCUCUCAAAAGAGCGAGCGCGCGAGUGCGUACGUGUGCGCAUGCUGAUGGCCCAGCGGAGGGGACGCGGGGGCUAGCAGAGCAGGAUGCACGGGCGAGCCCUGCGUGGGGACAUGGGGCGCCUCCAAGCCCACCCGGGCGCGGUGCGGGGCAAGGGCGGCCCUGCCGCUGGCCAAGACGAGGUUGCUGACGCGGGGCACGUGCCCCCCCUCCCCUCCCCCAGCUCGUCUUCCUCAUCACCCCCCUGCAGACAGGUGCGGGGCCCCACCAUUGGUCUCUACCCCGCAGCUUCCCUCCCAGUGCUGCCCUCCCCACAGCGUCUGCCGCCCCCGCCCACCCUUGCUCUCUCAGGUGGAAAUGCAGCCCAAACGGCCGGACAUCCCUUCCCCCACACCUCACUUUCCGUGCGGGGGCCCACCCGGGUGUUGCAGGAGCAGUCCAGACCCCGCGGGACGGUCCCCGGGGGGGCUGCCUGGGCCCGGCUGUCCACUACCCCCCCCCCCCCGGUCUGCCUCUCAGGUGUACAAGGGCCUGGACAUCAUCACCAACAAAGUUUCCCCAGAGGAGCAGAGGCUGUGCAAGCAUCACAUGAUCAGUUUUGUGGACCCCCUGGUCACCAGCUACACUGUGGUGGACUUCAGGAACAAGGCCGUCCCCCUGAUCGACGACCUCUUCGCCUGCCAGAAGAUGCCAAUUGUGGUUGGGGGAACCAACUACUACAUCGAGUCCCUGCUCUGGAAUGUUCUGAUUGACACGUCGGCCAAAGCCCAGCGCUCAGGCUCUGAGGAGAGAUCUGCAGAGCGGAGGGCUCAGCUGCAGAACCUGGACGGCCAAGAGCUUCACCACCUUCUGAGCCAGGUGGACCCCGAAAUGGCAGCCAAACUGCACCCCCAUGAUAAGCGCAAGGUGGCCAGGAGCCUGGAAGUGUUUGAAGAGACGGGCAUCCCGCACAGCAUGCUCCUGCAGCACCAGCGGCAGCAGGAAGGAGGGGGGCCGCUGGGGGGCGGCUUGAGGUACCGCAGCCCAUGCAUCCUCUGGGUGCGCGUGGAGAAGGCAGUCCUGGAAAAGCGGCUGGAGGAGCGUGUGGACGCCAUGCUGCAGGCCGGGCUGCUGGAGGAGCUGCGUGGUUUCCAUCAGCGGUACAACCAAGCAAGGGUGGCAGAGAACAGCCAGGAUUACCAGCACGGCAUCUUCCAGUCCAUCGGCUUCAAGGAAUUCCACCAAUUCCUGACCACGGAGGGCCAGUGCUCGAAGGAGGCCAGCAACGAGCUCCUGGAGGAAGGCAUCCAGGCCUUGAAGCUGGUGACCAAGAGGUAUGCCCGGAAGCAGGUCAAGUGGAUCCAGAACCGCUUCCUCCGGCGUCCUGGACAAAAUGUGCCACCCGUGUACAGCUUGGAAGGCUCGGAUCUCUCUCAGUGGGAAGAGAAAGUGCUGGAACCGGCCAUCCAGAUCGUAGAGAGCUUCUUCCAGGGGCGGCAGCCACCCGUGCAGCCCUUCGUGCUGGAGCGCAACCCAGAGGAGGACAAGCGGCGCGGCUGCAUGUGUGAGCCGUGUGGCCGCCUCAUCAUCGGGGACAGAGAGUGGCAAGCUCACGUGAAAUCCAAGGCUCACCUUUCUCAACUGAAGAAGCUGCGGCACCAGCCCUCCCUUCCGCAGGCCCCAGCCUGCCGCAGCGGGGGAACAGAGAUGGGCAGCAAGCCUGACAGCGAAGGAGGCGGCGUGGGGGCCCAGCGAAUCUAGCCCGGUCUUGCCUUGGGCGGCCACUCUGCCAGCAGGGCUCGGGCGCCAGAGCCCGGAAGGGUCCCAUCCUCCGGAUGCCGCAGGGCAGAGGCCAGGCGGGGCCCACCCCCUGCUCCAGCUGUCCUGGCCUGAGGAAUGCAGCCCCCCCAUUCCUCCAGGAAUUAAGUGCGCUGUUUGGAGUAAGGACUGGAUGGAUGCCGGGCUGCAGAACCUACCUUUGUGCAGCAUUGGUGUGCCUUUUUAAAGAACGCUGUAUUUGUCUAUUCCAGUGCAGCCUUCGUACUUUGUGUGAUGGUGGGAAAGCCGAGCACCCCUCUGGGACCAUUUCAGAAAGUGGCCCGCUGCACUGCAUCACAAAAGUUUUAAGCCUUUACACUGGCCUCACGGCUGUUUUUAACAGGGAAAUGUCACCCUACGGGUGGUCGUGCAGCUCGGAGGCACCCAGCAAAGUAGUCCCCGGCGCCCCGGGCUCCGUUCUCUGCAGCUGCGUGUCCUUGUAGUCCUGUGGGUGAAGAAGAGCUUCCGGAAGAACAAGUCACUGCAGGUUUGCCGGGGAAGUGUCCCUCGCCGUGCUCAUUGCUCCCUGCAGACGGAUUGCAUUAAGGAAUGUGAAGGUCAGGCCUUGAUGGUCUGAAUGGUUCUGUGUGGCGAGCAGCUCUGUCUGCAUGCAGGCGAUCUCUGCAUAUGGGCCAGGCACCUGCUGCCGAGGGAUCGGGGGCCUGGCGGAGCGGGGACUGAGUGUGUGUCAGCUCUCAGCUCCGGACAGGCUGACUGGCCCUGCGUGAUCCGUUGGUGCUGUGCUGUGUCCAGCUUAAUAAACUAUUCUUCCCCCCUCCA
Molecule: messenger RNA, 2965 nt
Organism: Varanus komodoensis (Komodo dragon)
Lineage: Eukaryota; Metazoa; Chordata; Lepidosauria; Squamata; Varanidae
Gene: TRIT1
Product: tRNA isopentenyltransferase 1
Exons: 10
Coding region: 746-2128 (460 amino acids)
Biological process (GO): tRNA modification
Cellular component (GO): mitochondrion
Molecular function (GO): tRNA dimethylallyltransferase activity; ATP binding
Source: RefSeq, a predicted model, not a curated record